Messenger RNA from Scleropages formosus (Asian bonytongue), 2968 nucleotides. Its product is annotated as LHFPL tetraspan subfamily member 3 protein-like. Gene Ontology annotation, cellular component: plasma membrane. Lineage: Eukaryota; Metazoa; Chordata; Actinopteri; Osteoglossiformes; Osteoglossidae. The coding region runs from base 863 to 1543 and encodes 226 amino acids. Gene Ontology annotation, biological process: sensory perception of sound. The transcript is spliced from 4 exons. The record is from RefSeq and is a predicted model, not a curated record.
UCACAGACGGGCUGGCUGGUGCUGUCACACAGCGGACCGCGGUGUUCAGGGUGUCCGAUCACCAUCAUCAUCUCCACAGCAAGCGGCCAGUGGAGGAGAAGCCGAGACCGCGAGAUGUGAGACCAAAAGGAGGCUCCCGGUCCCAGAUUUCUCCGCAACCACCAGAGCUGUUCUUGUUCUUCGAGCGAACGCCGAGGAGGAGCGGCUCUAAGAAUCAGCUCCGCAAUCCGAUCCGCAGCAGCGGACACCUGCAAUAAUAAACACAGUAUUAUUAUUAUUAUUAUAUUAUAUUGUAGCGGGGAAACAGAACGGAAUCGCCGGUCCAGUGCAGGAACAGGAGAGGCGGAUGAACCACGGAAUUCAUUCGUCUUGUUUCUCACUGAUUCAGCCUUACUCAUCUCGCCAGGAGGAGGACUCUGAUGCUGCUGCUGGUGGCGGCGCUGAAGGCGGUGCGCUAACAUCGUCUCCGUGGCAACGGGGCGGCUGCGUCUCGCCCUCGGCUUGCAUCGAGCCGCCGCGUCGGUGGCGAUCAGGGCACGGGAGCGCGCACCCGGCGGUCCGCAUUCGGCGGUUCAGGGCUUUCGGGUGAUGCCGUGCCAAUGAUGCUCUGCUUGCUUUUGCAUUCGGGAGGCUCCUGGGGGCUGUCUUGACAUUGAUUGCCACGGCUUUUCAUUCGUGACAGCGCAGAGGUUUGGAGACACUUCCAGGGCACUCCUGUGACAAAUGCCCUCGCCGGUUUAUUAUUGGGGACGCAUACUGAGUCCUUUGGGGUUCGAGAGCCGAGAUCGCCUGUGAGCGCAGAGACCCUUCGCCCGCCAUACCCCGCGUCCCACCGCUUAACGCGCCGAGUUCCGUCCGAGGCAUGGUCCCCGGGACCCCCGCAACCAUGCUCCCAGCCUCGGAAGCUGCCAAGAUCUACCAGACCAAUUACGUGAGGAACUCCAGAGCCAUCGGGGUCCUGUGGGCCAUCUUCACCAUCCUCUUCGCCAUCGUCAACGUGGUGUGCUUCAUCCAGCCCUACUGGAUCGGGGACGGCGUGGACACCCCGCAGGCCGGCUACUUCGGCCUCUUCCACUAUUGCAUCGGCAACGGGCUCUCCAGGGAGCUCACCUGCCGCGGCAGUUUCACCGAAUUCAACACCAUCCCAUCCGGCGCCUUCAAGGCCGCCUCCUUCUUCAUCGGUAUGUCCAUGAUGCUGGUGAUCACCUGCAUCGGCUGCUUCGCGCUCUUCUUCUUCUGCAGCACGGCCACCGUGUACAAGAUCUGCGGCUGGAUGCAGCUCGCUUCAGGGACCUGCCUCGUUCUGGGCUGUAUGAUCUACCCGGACGGUUGGGACGCCGACGAGGUGAAGCGCAUGUGUGGCGAGCGCACCGACAAGUACACGCUGGGCGCCUGCUCCGUGCGCUGGGCCUACAUCCUGGCCAUCAUGGGCAUCCUAGACGCGCUCAUCCUCUCCUUCCUGGCCUUCGUGCUCGGUAACCGGCAGGACGGCCUCAUGGCCGAGGAGCUGCUGGCUGACAGCAAAGAGAGCGGAAACGCUUAAGAUGUGCAGAGGGUCUGUCCCACAGGAUUCCUCCUUGGCCACUAGGGGGGCAGUCUACAAAAUUUUAUGGCCCAACUUUUUACCCAUCAUGGCAUGGAUGGGAAUCUGACCACGAAAAGUGGCCUUAAAGGGAGGGAGGAGAGACACGCCACAAAGUGGGGGGUUACCCCACCGUAACCACAGUACAAGUACCCCAAUUACAGCUUCCUCCCCCUCUGCCCAGGGACCCUUCUCUCCUCUAAAGGAACUUUUGUGUCGUAAAAGUUAAAAUCGGCAACAUCAUGGUGACACCCAUGGAAAAAAAAAAAACCACGAAAGAGCAAACAGGAGCGCACCCACCCCCACCCGACUCCCCCCCCCACACACUAUACUGACAUUCCUGCUGGUGUAUGACUCUGAUGCUGUGUAAAAUAAAAUUGUGCAAUAACACGUUCGCCCACAUUGAGUAUCGCUGUCACGUUGUUCCCAUCUCUCACACUAACUAGUGAAGACAAAAACACGUCAUCUUGUGAAGUCAGUGUUAGUAUACCUGUUCCAGUGCACUGGCGGCCGUCGGACCACACUUGGGGGGGGUUGAGGAGCGAGCCGAGCGAAGCCAAGCCUUGCACCUUCGUGGUUCUCUAGGAGUCCCGCCACUCAAGCACCUGGUGUGUGAUGCACAAGAGCACAUCCCUGCCUCCAAGGAGUGUAACUGACACAAGGCGUGUUGGAGAGAACACGGAUCGGCAGAACAACCUGAGCCUCCCAGGAUUUGCUUCUUCCCACCGGAUCACCUUUGCGUUUGGCUGGAAAAGGGGUGGUGGAGACCGACUCCACAAACUGGUACAGAGAACUGGGUGCCCAGUGGAUCAGCCACACUCGAACCGGGGACAACCCCGGCAACCGUAGAAGGCAAUGCGAUCGUGUUGUUGGCAUCAACUCGCAAUGAACUUGUUUGUAACCUGUAGGCAGUAGGUGUUUGGGAUCUGUGUCAGGUGGAAUUUUGACAGAUCAUCUAAUUCAAGGCCGUACAAAGGAACUGUAUAUAUGUAUCCCAUUAAUGUGUCUAAUAUAUUCAUCAAAAAGCUACAUAUAUUUCUAGAUUUGGUCAAUAAAAUGUGAGCAUUUCAACAAAUAUAUAAAGUACUCAAAGACACUUAGAUAACGUUUUCCAUGUGUAGUGUUCUAACCCAAAGAAUAGUAUUUAAGGAAUACUGAAAAGUGAGUAAAGAUACCGUGGGGUCAGGGGGAGGCAAUGACCUGAGGCUGAGGAAGAGCGCAACAUAUCUCUGUCACAGCGUCUGCCUCCAUUACAGUAAUUCAGUAUGUCACUUUCAUAUAUUCUCCAGUUGUGUGUUUGCGCGCAGAUAUUACAGAAAAUAGUGAUACAUUAAUAUGAGGCCAAAUCUCCAUGUAAUACAGAACUAUAAAAAUGUAUAAAAAAAA